UGGACAUGAAGAUCAAAGACCAGAAGAAUCAAAAUCUGCAAUGGAAAAGAACUGCCAUGAACAGUCCUUGGCAGCCAACAUCGAGUAUUCCAUGGGCUUACCAGAGGCUCGUGCACUGGCAUUGACCUGUGAACUUUGUCAACAUCGAAUGCAGACAGUAGCUGAUCUCCUCCUACUUACAAGUGAUACAAGACCAGUAAGAACAGCUAGUCUGUCAGUAUUUGGAGAGAGCGUAGCUCGAUGUCGAGAGACAGUUGCAUCUCGAACCAGAGGUCUUACUGUUCUCCUUCGCGACUUGGCAGCUCUAAUUCAUCGAGACACAGCCACAGGUAUCCAAGAGAUCCGGGUGUGCAUUGAGGAGAUCUGUGACCUGGUGGUGUCACUGACAGAGUGCUGUGCACAUGCAGGCUACCUAUUAGCUGUGCUUCAGGAUGGUAGCUGCCCAGAGAUUCCUGGACCAGUUGAUCGAUAUCAACUCUGCAGAGCUGCAGCUGAAACUGAACACAAGACAGGCCUAUUGAAGACCUACCGACUACGUACUGUCACUGCUCUGCAACUUACAGAUAUCUGCAUUAGUGUAACAGAAGGAGCAAAUGUGCUGACAGAUGUAUGCCUGAAGGCUGCAGAUGAGGCUCCAGAAGACAACUUACAAGAGCAAUUCCGUCUGUGUCUUAAGAGUGUUGCAGCAGCUGUCAAUACAUUCUGUGGCAGUAUUAAAUUUCUCAAAGACAGACCAACAGAAACCAACUACAGAGCUUGCCAGGUAUUCGGUGAAGCCCUGACAACUGCAUGUAACGCACUGGCUGUGUUUGCAACGCAAGAUUCCUCACUAACAGGAACAGGAGCUAAACUGAGUCAGACAGGACGUGAUACUCUGCAUGCAGUACUGAGUGCAUGUAUGGGAGUCGUGUCUCCUUGUGUACUUGUAUGUGCUGUUGUCCAUGAUCUUGCAACAGUCAUUUCAUCAGGAAGUUAUAAGGGAGAUGGGAAGGAAGAGAAGGCUGUGAUGAGAGUGCAGCAGUGUCAAGCAGCUGUUGUUCGCAGCGCCAGCAAACUGGGACAAGCCCUAGGGAAUGGUACUGACCAGAGAUAAAGAAAUCAUUAAACAACUGAA
This is a messenger RNA of Zootermopsis nevadensis, 1114 nucleotides long. Its product is annotated as talin rod domain-containing protein 1. Gene Ontology annotation, molecular function: actin binding. NCBI's taxonomy places the organism in Eukaryota, Metazoa, Arthropoda, Insecta, Blattodea, Termopsidae. The record is from RefSeq and is a predicted model, not a curated record.